Microstroma glucosiphilum is the source of this 1167-nucleotide messenger RNA. RefSeq lists its product as hypothetical. The transcript has 2 exons. Gene Ontology annotation, biological process: protein import into mitochondrial matrix. The record is from RefSeq and is a predicted model, not a curated record. The coding region runs from base 1 to 1167 and encodes 388 amino acids. NCBI's taxonomy places the organism in Eukaryota, Fungi, Basidiomycota, Exobasidiomycetes, Microstromatales, Microstromataceae. Gene Ontology annotation, cellular component: TIM23 mitochondrial import inner membrane translocase complex.
AUGAAGGAGUUCAAGCUCGACCCUUCACUAUCAUCAUCUUCCUCUUCCUCCGCUUCAUCCGCUGCUUCAUCGUCCCGCUCAGCAGCGGAGCAACGCCAGCUGCUCGAUGAGCUACGGCAGGCCGCCUCCUCCUCUUCUUCCUCAGCAGCUGCAGCUCGUUUCCCCUCGCAGCCAAAUGCAACAGCCGAGCGUCUCCUCGACUCACAGGGACAGCGGGCGCCCAUGCCUCCCGGCCUUGGAGGCUCUCUACUAGGCGACUAUCCUCUCCCUCGUCGUCGAGGUCUGGUUGCCAAGGCGACUGGCGAGGGUCAAUCUUGGCAGGAAUUGAAGACGGGGCAGAAGGUGGCUAGGACCGCUUUCAAGGGAUCGCAGGUGGGACUGGUCCUCUUUGGCAGUGCAUUCACACUGGUGAUUUCGUAUGCGCUACUGAGUGAGCUGUUCGCGCCGAACAGUCCUACGGUCAUCUACAAGGAUGCUUGCAGGAGAGUGGAGGACAACAAGGAGAUCUAUGAGCAUCUUCUGCCGCCCUUCAAGUUCCAUACGCAUUCACUUUCCCCCGUUGCCUCCUCUCCAACCAAUCUUCCAUCUGGUCGUCGUCGAGCCUCCCCCUUGCCCAGCUCGGUGGUAGUGGCGGACAAAUCUGGUCAGGGAGAUGUGAUGCUGCUGCGCUUCUUUGUCGAGGCGCGGGACAAGGACAGGGAUUGGAGCUACCUGGAGAGGAGUCGAGACUGGGUACGGGAUCAAAGUCGAUGGGUGACGAGUGAGGCAGUGCAGCUGGUGGAGACGAUCAGGGAGAAGCUGGCGGGCGAGGAGGUAGAAGAGGGCGAAGGAGGUCGUUCCCCGCUGGCUUCGCUACGGGACGCUACAACAACCGACGAGUCAAAGUCUAGCUCCUCUACCUCCGAGCCUGGUGUCUUUAGCCGUACCCUCUCAAGCGGUCUAUCCUGGCUUACUCCCUCCUUCUCCACUUCUGGCGCCUCGAAAUCGCUCAAGGGCAAACGUGAGCCGGGAACCUUCUCCUCUGGCGAGGUGCAUGCGGAGCUGAAGAUGGACGCAGAGAGUGGCAAGUGGGAGUACAGGCGACUGUGGAUCGACAUACCCAAGAGUGGAACGAUUGGUAGUCGGAGGGUAUGGAUUGCGAAGAAGGAGGGGGACGUGAAGAGGUAG